This is a messenger RNA of Clarias gariepinus (North African catfish), 6814 nucleotides long. It is a transcript of the gene galnt13, whose product is annotated as UDP-N-acetyl-alpha-D-galactosamine:polypeptide N-acetylgalactosaminyltransferase 13. Bases 585 to 2255 code for a protein of 556 amino acids. NCBI's taxonomy places the organism in Eukaryota, Metazoa, Chordata, Actinopteri, Siluriformes, Clariidae. Gene Ontology annotation, cellular component: Golgi apparatus. The record is from RefSeq and is a predicted model, not a curated record. The transcript is spliced from 12 exons.
AAUCCUGCGAUUCGGCUGCGCAUCUAGAGUGCGUGGGCGGCGGGCUCUGUGCGGCUGUUCCACGGCUUGUCAUCAUCAGUAUGGAAACGCAGGAGUUGUGAAGAGGAAUGAUAGAGCUGAAGCGUCGGAGGAGGAGAGCCGUGUGUAGGGCAAGGAUGCAGAGAACACCAUCGAGCAUCCGAGUCAAGGAAUGAUGAAGCUAGAGCCACGUAACCGGAGCCGCCGCUGCAAUAACAAGCCAUAUCCCAUCAUUUAUUUGGCGUGACGUUGUUGUUGUUGUUGUUGUUGUUAUUGUAAUUAAAGCCAUAUCAGUGUUAGAGAGUGGCAAGGCACGUGAACCGAACAAUGCUUUCUGCUGGGAUGAUCAGGGAAUCUGCAACCGUUCAGGCGUAACAAGAGGGCAAGCAAGCAGAUGCAACACGUUGCUGGCUGACUGUGCGGGUGUCAUUCAUCCGGACAAAGGUUUAUCACCUUCAUGGGAUGACGGCAUUCUUUGUGUUCUGCUGCAUCACUGCUGUGCUGCCUGGCCUCUUCUCUCCCCGUGUAUCUGAUCUCACACUGGCCUCCUGACAUCUAUAAGGCUCAUGCGGCGUUUUAUUUACUGUAAGGUGGUGCUCACCACCUCACUGGUCUGGGUGCUGGUAGAUGUCUUCCUGCUGCUGUACUUUAGCGAGUGUAACAAAUGUGAUAACCGGAAAGACCGCUCACUCCUCCCCGCUCUCAGAGCAGUGAUGUCCCGAACUCAUGAAGGCCCUGGAGAGAUGGGGAAGGCUGUGAUCAUCCCGAAAGAGGAGCAGGAGAAGAUGAAGGAACUCUUUAAAAUCAAUCAAUUCAACCUGAUGGCCAGUGACAUGAUAGCACUGAACAGAAGUCUGCCUGAUGUACGAUUGGAUGGGUGUAAAACAAAGGUGUACCCAGAUGACCUUCCCAAUACCAGCAUUGUGAUUGUUUUCCACAACGAAGCCUGGAGCACGCUUUUGCGUACUGUGCAUAGUGUCAUCAACCGCUCGCCAAAGCACCUGCUAAUGGAGAUCCUACUGGUGGAUGACGCCAGUGAAAGAGAGUUUCUGAAGAAGAAGCUGGAGGACCAUGUGAAGACACUGGAGGUACCGGUGCGGAUCUUGCGGAUGGAGCAACGUUCUGGUCUGAUCCGGGCGAGGUUGAGAGGAGCGGCAGCUACUAGAGGUCAGGUUAUCACCUUCCUGGAUGCACACUGUGAAUGCACUAUAGGCUGGUUGGAACCCUUGCUCGCUCGCAUUAAAGAAGACAGGAAAUCUGUGGUCUGCCCCAUCAUUGAUGUCAUCAGUGAUGAGACUUUUGAGUACAUGGCAGGCUCGGACAUGACAUACGGAGGCUUUAACUGGAAACUGAACUUCAGGUGGUACCCAGUUCCUCAGAGGGAGAUGGACCGACGCAAAGGCGAUCGCACUUUACCCGUCAGAACUCCCACAAUGGCUGGCGGUUUGUUUUCUAUUGACCGAGCCUAUUUUGAGGAGAUUGGCACCUACGAUCCCGGGAUGGACAUAUGGGGAGGAGAGAACCUUGAAAUAUCUUUCAGGAUCUGGCAAUGUGGUGGCUCUCUGGAAAUCAUCACAUGUUCGCACGUAGGCCAUGUGUUCCGGAAGGCGACGCCUUACAGUUUCCCAGGUGGUACUGGCCAAGUAAUCAAUAAGAACAAUAGAAGACUGGCUGAAGUCUGGAUGGAUGAAUUUAAAGACUUUUUUUACAUCAUAUCUCCUGGUGUGGUGCGAGUUGACUACGGAGAUGUAUCUGCCCGCAAGGCUCUGAGAGAAGUUUUGCAGUGUAAGCCUUUUUCCUGGUAUCUGGAGAACAUCUACCCUGAUUCCCAGAUACCACGCAGAUACUACUCACUUGGAGAGAUCAGAAAUGUGGAGACCAACCAGUGUGUGGACAACAUGGGAAGGAAAGAGAAUGAGAAAGUUGGCUUCUUUAACUGCCAUGGGAUGGGUGGAAACCAGGUCUUUUCAUACACAGCAGAUAAAGAAAUCCGCACUGAUGAUCUGUGUCUGGACGUGUCCCGUCUGAACGGCCCCGUCAUCAUGCUGAAGUGCCACCACAUGAAAGGCAACCAAAUGUUUGAGUAUGAUGCAGAGCGCCUGACCUUGCUACAUGUGAACAGUAAUCAAUGUUUGGACAUGCCCUCGGAGGAGGACAAAAUGGUUCCCACACUGAGAGACUGCGAUGGCAGCCGCUCCCAGCAGUGGCUCCUUAGAAACAUGACCUUAAGUGUGUGAAGUAGAUGUUAUAAAAGAACCAAGAUAAAGUCACAGGAUCUCACAUGGUCAUUACUGAAGUGUGAGCUGGCCUUUAACCUGCACUUUGGAUCUUUACUUGCCUAUUGGAUGCUAAUGGACUUUCAGCAUUGCAGACAUGUUGAACUGUUCAUAUCGCAAAUCAUUAACCAAUUAUGAAGUGUUGUCUUUUUGAUGUAGCUGUGUGCACAUGCUAUACGAUAUUUCACCAGGAGAGCUUUCAGUAAAAGUGCCCUCAGAAUGGAGAAUGAGCAAUUUGCUCUAGUUGUUUCAGUACUGUUCUGAAAAAGAAAGAGCUUUUUUUUAAAUUAGGGUUAUAUUGGGGAAUUGUUUCGCACUUUACCUCAAAUAAGCAUUCAUAAUCAGUUUACAACUUAAACUUUUAAACCUUUAAGGUUCUCAUCAUGCCAUGUCACCAAAAUAUAAUAUUACAAUACAUAUGACCACAAAUAGCCAUGUUAACAGGUCUUGGGUUCAUGCGGUGUACUGUAAAAGAAACCAUUAGUGUUAUUUUUCUAAUUCUCCCCCCAAAUCUAUUGACACUUUCACAUCUUUCACACUCUAAUUGGCUGCUGAAUCUUUCAAUGUCAGUAUUUGCCAUGUGUGACCACUCUUAAACUCUGGGAAGCAUGACCUAAGUAAAAAGUGGUUAUAACAUUCCUGGUCCAGUUUGGCAUUGUUGGUGGUUGUUGCAGUCCCAAAUCCUCAUAUAGUUUAUAACGAACAUUAUAAAUAGCUCCAAACUAAAUAGCCUUGUGUCAUAAUCCUGUCACAGAGUCACCACUUGCACUGAGCACUGCAUGCUGUUCAUAUUCAUUUUUAGGUGUUUUUGGUUUCCCCUAUGAUUUUUCUAUGUACAUAUACCCCUCUUGUUUCUUAGUCUGUUUGCAAAGUUUUGCAUUUUUAGAUCUCUCCUUGCUGUUUUUUUUCAUUCUGUUCUAUUUUUCAUUCUGAUUUGGGAGGUUCUGAUCACAUGGACUGUUGCCUGAUUUUUGAUCACACCCUUUUGAUUGCUGCUUUGAAUUUUUUUUUUUUUUUUUUUGCCUCUGCUUCUCUCAUGAAAUAUCUUUUUACCUGGAGUUGCACCUAUUUUUACAUUCCAUAAGUGACAUGACAAAACCCAGUGUGUCAUGUCUGUAUCUCUGGUCUUCACUGCACUCCUGUUGCCAUGCAGUUACCCAACAGCUUUCAGCUGAAAUGCAGAUGUACCUCCUGCUUUGGGAACAAUUCAGUACAAGGGGCAGACCAAUGUUUAUCCACAAGCCACAAGAUAGCAUACAAUCUGAGGGAGCUAAAGCCAUAGUCUAGUAGCAUCUGUUCCACCCACUGUGGCUGUAUGCAAAUUGUUUCAAGCUGAAACUUUUCCAUUACUGAUCAUCAGCAUAGUGGUUGGAAGCUCUUAUAUUUAUUUGUCUGUUUUGUAGUACCAAUAUACAUAUAUUUUACCUUCCCUAACAUUUUUCAUAUAUGAUCGCAGUGUGAUUGACAAAUACUGUUUGCAAUUAGCAUUAGCCACACAACAUUGUUGGCAAUGUGUGGCAGAUAAGUAGGCUUGUGCGAUACAAUUUUAUUUCAGUAAAAUUUUUACAAUAUCACUGCACAAUUAUACACUGGCACAAAGUCCAGUGAAGUAUAUUUUAAUUAUAUUAUAUUACAGUACCAGUCCUGACAAACAUUGUGCAUUUGCCUAAGAACUCUGCAAAAUAAAAUAAACAAUCAUGUAGUAUACUAGAUGUGCCUGUGAGAAUUGUGCGGAAUGAAGUCAUUAAAUAGAUUUCAAUUGCACACUCCUACAGUAAGUGCGUAUUGAAAAAUGUCAUCUGUUGAAUUUUGAGAUGAACUAAUGAUUUUUUUCAAGGUCGAUUUUUUAUGAUAUAAGGGUGUUUACCAUUUACAUUUCAAAGUAGCAUAAUUUCUCCUCCUGUGGGUCAAUUAUGAUGAAAAUAAGCCUACUGUAUAUGUUUUACCUCAAGCACGGUAACAUGAUGUGUGCACAAGCUAACAGACAUACAGACAAAAAUUCCAAAAAAUCUUGAUGUGUCCUAUUACUUAUCUUACAUCCAGCAUUGGAAUUUUUUUUCUGCAAAAAUCUUAACAGUUUUAUUUUAUGUAUAAAUUAAAGAUGAUUAAGGAGUAUAUUAAUCUUUAUAUGUCUGUGUUUUGAGCUCUCCAGUACUAAUCAACACUGCCUGGAGGCCCCUUUGUCUUUCCCCUCUCACAUGUUCUUGACUGAAUCCAUGGGGCAUCUGCCCUUUCUGUUAAGGUAAAUGGAUAAUGUUUUAAGAUAAAUACAGUGAAAUCAUAUAGAUAACUAAUUGUUUAGUUAGCAUAUUACUUCCAGACAGAGGUCUACAUACACUUCUCAUGAACGUGAAUGCCAAGCACAAACAUACAGGCCUACCAUGAACAGGAAGCUGCUGUAACACCAGUGGCACUUUUUACAUUCAAGCAAGUUUUACAUGCUUUAUAACCAGAAAUGCUGAAAGGCUGCCAUCCAAGAAAAAAUGUAGUCCCUGCUCAAAAAUCAACACAUUUAAUUUCAACUAAAGUUUGUAGCUGGCCACAUGGACAAAGAAAAACUCUUUACCAACUCUUAGACCUGGUGGUGGUGGCAUGCUUUAGGCUACCAGUGGAAUUGAUCUAUUGCAGAAAGUGGAUUGAAUGGUAAAGAAGGAGGACUCCCUCAGAAUUCCUCAAUGUAACCACAAAUCAUCAGCCAGACAGCAAACACUUGGAAAAUAUCGACUAUAAAUAUGACAAACACCCCAAGUACCACAAAACUGGUUGUGGAAUGAAUAAAGCAUGCUAAUUUAAGUUUUUCGUGUCUCAACCCUUUUGAAAAUUUGUGGAAUUUGCUUAAAAGUUUUAUUUUUAUUUUACCAAGAAGAUUGUGCAAAUAUCUCACCGGAUUUCUGCCUGACGCUUGUUGAUGACUACCACAGGUGUCUGCUAAAGGUGAAACUUGCUUAGGGACAGUCACCCAAAUAUUAGGUUUGUUGCAUGUUAAUUUUUGGUCAUGUAUGUAUAAUUUUAACUUUGUUUUGAUGAACCUCUUAACAAUUCCUCAUUUUUUCCCCUAUUUUAUAUAUAUGUUGUGCAGCCAUUCUGUCACAGGAAAAAAUGCAAUUGCCAUGGCAUUCAUGUUCAUGCUGGGUUUAUGUAAAUGUCUGUAUAGUUUUUUUCUGUUCACUGUGCAUUACAUUGUAUAGUAGAAUUAUGUAAAAAAAAUCAUCAUUCACAUUAGUCUUAGCAGUUGCUGCUGCCUGCAACCAGAUCCCAAAUGCACGUCUGGAAAUAUUAUGUUUUCCUAUAUUCUGCUUUUACUUAAAAGUGUGGAAAUGCUAUGCUUUCUGUAUUUUUAAGACUACUGAAUCUCAACAAACAUUUUUAUAUACAUAAUCCUAGUUAAAAAGUCUGCUAGGAAUUUUUCCCAAUGCAAAUUAUUUGAUUUUUGACAAAUAAUCUAUUAUUUAUAAUAAUAUUUUCACUUGCACCUAAAGUACCAGGAUUCACCAUAGUAAGAAUAAAAAAGAAGAUUGUAGAUUGGUUAGACAAAGUGUCUCUGAAGCAAGUUCUAGUGGUUGUCUAGUUUUAUCGUGGUCCUCUGUUAUAGAAUAAGGCUUAAAAAGAGAUCAACACAAAAAUCACAGCACUGAACGUAUUAAAAAUGAAUGCAACAGUGGUGAAUUCUGCUAAUAUGAUAAACAAAUAAUUGGUGGGACAUAAAAGCAUGACAUCACAAAAUAUAUAUUGCCUGAAAAUAGUGUCCUCUUACUGAUCCCUUAUAAUCCUAGUUUAAAAGUCUGCUAGGAGUUAAAAACAGCAUUUUUAACUCUUUGAGAAAUUCCAAUUAAUGAAACCAAAAUUACCGUACUUGGUUAUUUGGAUUAAUUAAACUUAUGUUGCAACUUGCUUAAUGUAGCAUCUUAAACAUUGUUGUAAUAUUAGUUUCUCCACUUGGCUAUUAGUUUUAGUAUUUGGGUGCUUGUAUUGCAAGCUUAACUAUUUGUCCACAGCACCAUGUUAUUGAUGCGGAGCAGCUGUUCUAUUGUAAAUAUUCAGUAUUUUCAGCAUUGUUGUACAUAUUAAAUCAAUUAUUUUUUUAUGAUGACAAUUGAAAGCCCUGUUUACCUCUAAAAACUGUGCAUUUAUGUGUUUUCUCAUUUCUAGAUGUAUAAUAUCCUCUGUGAAAUGCAAAGUAGAAAGUUUAUUGGCUGUUGCCAGUCCCAAGCUCAUUAUUACUUUAUUAAUGUCUACACCAACAUUUUUAGAUAGUUUCUUACAUUUAUUCUGUAAUUUGGCAUAAUUUAAAUAAUUGUAUUUGAAAUCCAGUGUGUUAAAUUCAGUGUGUCAUAGAUUUAAAAUGGAUUGUGUGCAGACAUCAUCUUAUAAUUCUUCUUGCGCAUAAAAACAUAAAAAGGAAACAAAGUCAUGCUGUUCACAUAAAAGCUUAAAUGCCAAUGGGCUUUUAUAAUAAUAUAAGUGCAUGAAAUAAAUACAGCAUAGAUUGCUUUUCAACUUAAACAACUCUGAAAUGUGUA